Molecule: messenger RNA, 1785 nt
Organism: Salvelinus namaycush (lake trout)
Lineage: Eukaryota; Metazoa; Chordata; Actinopteri; Salmoniformes; Salmonidae
Product: PHD finger protein 10-like
Exons: 12
Coding region: 88-1545 (485 amino acids)
Cellular component (GO): npBAF complex
Source: RefSeq, a predicted model, not a curated record
AGAUUUGUUCCUUGUCUCUGUUUCCAGUCGGUAACAUUAUUACCCUAGUGUGCAUCUCUGAAGCUAGCAGCACAGUAACCGCUAAACAUGGCUACUGUUCUCCCAACCAGACCUUGCGAUAGCAACCCUGCAACCCCGGGAGCUCAGUCUGUAAAGGAUGACAUCGAGGAAGUGUCCAAUGAUGGCAGUCAAGCUCCAAAAAGACAGCGCAUGGGUUCAGGUGACAGUUCCAGAAGUUGCGACACCUCCUGCCAGGAACUUGGGCCCACAUACUUCUCAGCAGAAAAUCUGACCGAGUACAGGUGGCCAUCAGACGGUAGUGGGGAGUACUAUAUGUUACAAGAACAAGUCAGUGAAUAUCUGGGAGUCACUUCAUUUAAGCGAAAAUAUCCAGAUUUGGAAAGGAGAGACCUCUCCCACAAGGAGAAGCUAUAUCUGAGGGAGCAAAAUGUCAUCACAGAGACACAGUGCACCUUGGGCUUGACUGCUUUACGAAGUGAUGAAGUCAUUGAUUUGAUGAUCAAGGAGUACCCAGGAAAACAUGCUGAGUAUUCUGUCAUCCUCCAAGAGAGGGAGCGCCAGAGGAUAACAGAAGAGUACUCUAAAAUGCAGCAACAAAAGCCUCAGAAGGUUGAAGCCAGUAAAGUGCCAGAGUACAUACAGAAAGCUGCCAAGAAAGCUGCUGAGUUCAACAGUAACUUCAACAGGGAAAGGAUGGAAGAGAGAAGGGCCUAUUUUGACCUUCAGACACACAUUAUCCAAGUACCCCAAGGGAGGUAUAAAGUCCUUCCUCCAGAGAGAACCAAGACUGGACCCUAUCCAGUGGCCCUCAUCCCUGGGCAGUUCCAGGACUACUACAAAAGGUACUCUCCCAACGAGCUGCGCUACUUGCCCCUGAACACAGCCCUGUUCGAGCCCCCCCUGGACCCGGAGCUGCCUGCCCUGGACAGUGAUGGGGACUCGGACGAUGCAGAUGACAACAAGGGAGAAGAGGGCAAGAAAAAUUCAGACAGCUCAUCUGGAAACACCUCAGAUGGGGACAGUCAGGACAGUGGAGUGCAGUCAAAGGGCAAGGCCAAGGACAGGACUACCACCCCGGCUAAAGAUGCCACCCCACGCCCCAACCAACACAAAUCUGUCCCUGGGUACAAGCCUAAGGUCAUGCCCAAUGCUAUUUGUGGCAUUUGCCAGAAGGGUAAGGAGUCCAACAAAGAAGGAAAGCCAGAAGCUCUCAUUCACUGCUCACAGUGCAAGAACAGUGCUCACCCAUCAUGCCUGGACAUGAGUGAGGAGCUGGUGGGUCUGAUUAAGACCUACCCGUGGCAGUGCAUGGAGUGUAAGACGUGCACGGUGUGUAAGCAUCCCCACCACGAGGAGGAGAUGAUGUUCUGUGACACGUGUGACCGGGGCUUCCACUCCUUCUGCGUGGGCCUGGACUCCAUCCCUCUAGGUUGCUGGGUUUGUGAGUGUUGCAACAAGGAGUCCUCAACCCCCAAGAAGAAAAGAGGAAGAAAAAACCAAAAGUCUAAAUCUGCAUAUAAAUAGAAUGUGAUCAAAUCAAUAAGCUAACUGUUUUGAUACUUUUUGUACUUUAGAAUGUGUUAAGAUUAAGUUUUGUAAUCCUGUGUAUAUAUAUAUGGAUUUCCUUUGUCUUAAUUAUAUUUGAAAUGUCAUUGCCACUGAAGUAAAACAUUUUUUGCCAGUAAAUGUUUAAAUUAUUUAACCCAUGACUGCCCUGAAGUUUAAUUAAAACACAUGAUGUCCCUAAAAUGCCCUUCCUACCAU